Cucumis melo (muskmelon) is the source of this 882-nucleotide messenger RNA. RefSeq lists its product as uncharacterized. Bases 1 to 882 code for a protein of 293 amino acids. The record is from RefSeq and is a predicted model, not a curated record. NCBI's taxonomy places the organism in Eukaryota, Viridiplantae, Streptophyta, Magnoliopsida, Cucurbitales, Cucurbitaceae. The transcript has a single exon.
AUGGAGGUGGCAGUACCAUCGCCAAGCAGGGAUUACCAUUUCCAUGGCGGUAGAUCUAGGGUCUCGACUGUUCCAACAACUAAAGUUUUUGGAAACUACUUCUACAGCGCACCCUCUAGUCCCAUGCGCAUGCCUGAGUUUGAUAGGGGCUUUAAUGAGUUGCAAUCUUCCCAAAAGGAUGAACCAGAAUUGGAGGAUGAAGAUUUUGCAUUUGAUAUAUGCCAGCAGUUAGAGGCAACCACGCUAUCAGCCGACGAGCUAUUUGAUGAUGGUAAAAUCCGGCCACUAGAGACACCACCACAAUCACCAAUAUCUCAACAAAAUAAAAUCUUUCAGAAUACAUACUCUACUGAAAGGAGGAAAGGUCCAACAGAAACGAUAAAUGAGAAAACAGAAAGGAAAAAGGAACAGAAGAGAGGGAGAGGAAGAAACCCAGCCCUGUCGUCCUCGGCUUCCCGGAGAGCAGUAAGGUCGCUCUCCCCCAAUAGAGUUUCUUCAUCUCCAUGGGAUGAGAAACAGCAGAGGUUGACUCCAGGAUCUCCUGCCACUGGUUCCAAUUCCAAUACAACCUCAUCUAAGGGUAGUAGAAGAUGGAGACUAAAGGACCUCUUCCGGAGUGCGUCAGAAGGACGAGGAACAGGAAAAGAUCCUCUAAGGAAAUAUUCAACCGUAUACAAGAAACAAGAAGAGGUCAAGCAUACGAGCAGCAAAUUUAACCAUAGCAGAAAUGGACCAGUUUCAGUCUCUGAGCCACAUUUUUCAUUGAAUAAAGCAGCAUCAGAAGACAAGAAGAAGACGUUCCUGCCGUACAAGGGGAUUUUGGGAGGACUCCUCUUCAAUCCAGCAGCCCAUAUGCAUACCAACUUUAGGUCCUCCCGCUGA